Messenger RNA from Sycon ciliatum, 2463 nucleotides. RefSeq names its product NADPH-dependent diflavin oxidoreductase 1-like. Gene Ontology annotation, cellular component: cytosol. The transcript is spliced from 18 exons. Lineage: Eukaryota; Metazoa; Porifera; Calcarea; Leucosolenida; Sycettidae. The coding region runs from base 65 to 1975 and encodes 636 amino acids. The record is from RefSeq and is a predicted model, not a curated record. Gene Ontology annotation, molecular function: FMN binding; flavin adenine dinucleotide binding; NADPH-hemoprotein reductase activity.
CAACAGAAAGUGUGGCACUUUUGUUUGAAGCUUUGAGUAUUGAACAUGUUUAUUUAUUUCCAACAUGGGGAAAAGGUUGCUUGUAUUGUAUGGUUCCCAAACGGGUACUGCGAGAGAAGUAGCUGAGCGAGUUCGUAGGGAAGGUAUUCAGCGCCACUUCUCAGUGCAUCUUCGUUCAUUGGACGAGUACGACCUGCCUAGUCUUAUCAAUGAGGAACUAGCUGUGUUUGUAGUCGCAACAACCGGACAAGGAGAUGAACCGGAUAACAUGCAGCAAUUCUGGAGAUUUCUUUUGCGCAAGAAUCUACCGGCUGCUUCUCUGUGCAAGCUACAUUUCGCCCUGCUUGGCCUUGGCGAUUCAUCUUAUACAAAAUUUAACUAUGUUGCCAAGAGGUUAAACAAGCGCCUUCAGCAGCUCGGAGCCUCGUUGAUGACACCGCUGGCUCUGGGUGAUGAUCAGCACGAUCUGGGACCUGAUGCAGCGAUCGAUCCUUGGCUUCGGCAGCUGUGGGAGCUAUUGUUGCGUCAGUUUCCUCUACCACCAUCAUGCCAAAUACUGAGUGACAAUGACUGUCCUGCUCCACGUUUCACAGUGACAGUACUGCCGGCACCAGGAGAUAGUGGUAGUUGUGGUGCUGGAGGUGUGCCAAUACGUUGCCCUGCAGCUCACCCAUCAUCACCAGCAAUCUCAGCAUCAACCUGUAGCUCACAACCAGUUGCUGCUGGGGCGAACUCUUCCGUAUCAGCAAAGCACUACAAGCAGUCAUGUCCAUACCUUGCACGACUCAUUUCUAAUGAGCGUGUCACCUCCCCUGGUCACUUUCAAGACGUACGCCUUGUUCGACUGGACGUAUCUACUGCUGAUCCUGCACAAGUACGCUAUCAACCUGGUGAUGUAGUGAUGAUGCAGCCUUCCAAUGAUCAGUCGCAAGCACAGCGCUUCCUCAAAGUUGUUUGUCAGCACUCGCAGGCAUUAUCGUCCUCUAUGAUUGAUCUGCGGUGUGCAGCGGAUGAAGAUCUUGUUCUACCAUCCACAAGCAUUCUCCCAAGACCAUGCUCGCUGGAGACCGCGGCGCUCAAGUAUUUUGAUUUUCAAGCCAUACCAUCUCGCUACUUCUUCAAGCUGCUGUCUUUCUUUGCAACUGUCCCGCUGGAACGAGAACGUUUAGAAGAGUUUGCAUCAGCGGAAGGCCAGGAGGAUCGCUACUCCUACUGUAACAGAGUACGCCGAACUAUCCUGGAAGUUCUUGAAGAUUUCCCUAGUGCUGCCGCCAACAUUCCACUCUCUUACCUCUUUGACCUGGUGCCUGCUAUCCAGCCUCGUGCUUUCAGCAUUGCUUCUUACUACCAGGAAUCAAGAAGAGAGUUAGAAAUCCUUGUAGCUGUUGUACGCUACCAGACCAAGCUUCAGGAACCACGCGUUGGUCUCUGCUCCAACUGGCUUGCAAGGUUUGACUGUAAAGGCGCCCAACCAGUGCAUGUCCCUAUAUGGUUGAAGAAGGGUACAAUAUGCCUGCCAUCCAGACCUGAGACUCCGCUUAUCAUGCUGGGCCCAGGUACUGGCUGUGCUCCGUUUCGGUGUAUAUCACAGUUUCGAAGCAUGAACAAACUAAACAACUGUGUGGUGUUCUUUGGAUGUCGUUCUCAACAGAGUGAUUUCUUUUUCAAAGACGACUGGCACAGUCUACAGGAGAAUGGCACCAUUCAAUUUAUCCCGGCAUUUUCCCGUGAUCAGCCAUCAAAGGUAUACGUGCAGCAUCGUCUUCUGGAGAACGCACAACUUGUCUGGAAGCUACUGAGCCAAGAUCAAGCCUAUGUGUACAUUGCAGGAAAUUCAAAACAGAUGCCAACGGAUGUGCUGGACACCAUCAAGAAGAUCGCCAGUGAUCAUGGCAAGCUCACAUCAAGCCAAGUUUCCGAAUUCAUGAAGGCACUGGAGAAGACGCGGCGACUGCAGAUGGAUACUUGGUCUUGAUUUUUGCUGGCAAUGCUUCAGAAGUCUGCUGUUGUUUAUGGUGUUAUUGGUAGGACCAACUGGUCACUUUAUUUGCACACAUAGGAUUUUUGGUGAUGUGCUCUCCCAUCUUUAGGAUUGCAGCGCGUGUUGCUUCAUGACUGUCCUUAUCAGUAGGCAGUGGAAGAACACUCGUGGUUAUCAGUACAUUGCUGCCAGGCUGGACCUGGCGCGUGCUGGCAGAAUUUUUCUCAUGCUAUGCACGGCUAAAUUAUAAUUUCAUGGCGCGCUGCUCUGCUAGUAGGCUGUUCUCAUUCGCAUUGGAAUUCUCAUUAUUUAUCGUCGGCCAAACUUGGCUUAGGUUCAGAAUGCCUGUUACGUGUAGUGCCGGUAUAUCACUGGCGUCGAGACAUGUACAGCCCCAUGACCAUGCAACUUGACAUACUUUUAAGGCAUAGCUUAGAGCUGCAAGUAGGUGAACUGCAAUGUUUGUAAACGCUGUAUGCUGA